AUGUUCUCCCGCAGCUUCUACGGUGCCGACCCCAGCUUCACUCCCCUCUUCCGCCUCCUUGACGACUUUGACAACUACUCGCGCGAAGUCCAAGGUAACGGCAACGACAACCACCAGAACGGAUCCCGCAACUCUCACCGCGCCAUUCGCACCUUCACCCCCAAGUUCGACAUCAGCGAGUCGGUUGAUGCCUACGAGCUCCACGGCGAGCUCCCUGGCAUUGCCCGCGAGGACCUCAGCAUCGAGUUCACCGACCCCCAGACCAUUGUGAUCAAGGGCAAGGUGGAGAGAACCCGCACCGCCGGAACCCCUCCCGCGGGUCUCCUCGAGAACAACGGCCAAGCCAGCAAGGCCAUCACCGAGAGCGGCGAGGACCAGCACCCUUCUCACAAGGUCACCGUCGAGGAUGAGAAGCCCGAGGACGAGAAGGCCACCAGCACCACCACCGUGGUCAAGACCGGCGAGAACAAGGAGGCUGCCACCCACCACAAGAACAAGCAGCCCGAGACCAAGUUUUGGCUCCAGGAGCGCUCGAUCGGCGAGUUUAGCCGCACUUUCAGCUUCCCCAGCCGGGUCGAGCUCGACGGUGUCAAGGCUGGCCUCGACAAUGGCAUCUUGACUGUUGUGGUGCCCAAGGCGAAGAAGCCUCAGGUCCACAAGGUUCCGAUCUGCUAG
This is a messenger RNA of Podospora pseudocomata, 675 nucleotides long. RefSeq lists its product as uncharacterized. The transcript has a single exon. Bases 1 to 675 code for a protein of 224 amino acids. The record is from RefSeq and is a predicted model, not a curated record. NCBI's taxonomy places the organism in Eukaryota, Fungi, Ascomycota, Sordariomycetes, Sordariales, Podosporaceae. Gene Ontology annotation, biological process: response to heat; protein complex oligomerization; response to hydrogen peroxide.